Prorocentrum cordatum is the source of this 444-nucleotide messenger RNA. NCBI's taxonomy places the organism in Eukaryota, Dinophyceae, Prorocentrales, Prorocentraceae. The record is from the annotation of a GenBank genome assembly.
AUGACUCCUCGAGCGCGGCGCGGCCGGCGGCGGAGCGACGGCCGCGCCGCGGGCGCUGCCGCGGCGGCCGCCGAGAGCCCAUCGGGCGGCGCCGCGACGCCCUGGCCCCACGCGGGCGCCGGCCCCGCACGGGGCGCCCGCGGGGAGGAGGCCGUAGACAGCGCCAGCCUGCCCGAGGGCGGCAGGGACGCCGGCGACCUGCCGACGCCGAAUCUGCCACCGCGUGGACUGGCACUUGGAGGCGGAGUUCUGCGGCGACAACACAUGAGCUGCCGCGCGCUGGUGGCGCGCGAGUGGGUCAGGCGGUGCUUCUCAAGCGCCGUCGACUGCCAGCUGGCGCUCCUGUGCAGGUCUCCUCGGUCGCGGGGCUCGUUCUCGGCAGGGGAGGCCGAUGCAGACUCUGCCGUGGACAGCAGCCUCGACACCAGCGCGACGUCCGCCUGA